AUGUCGACCACACUUCUGCCCGCCUUCUACGACAUCGACUUCUUGUGCAAGACGGAGAAAUCCCUGGCCAACCUCCAUCUGAACAACAUGCUGGACAAGAAGGCGGUGGGCACGCCCGUGGCCGCCGCCGCCGCCCCCAGCGCGGCCUUCACGCCGGGCUUCCUCCGACGGCACUCGGCCAGCAACCUGCACGCGCUCGCCCACCCCGCGGCGCCCAGCCCGGGCAGCUGCUCGCCCAAGUUCCCGGGCGCGCCCAGCGGCGGCGGCGGCGGGGUGGCGGGGAGCCCGGCUGCGCCCUACAGCAGCAGCCUCAAGGAGCCGUCGGGGGGCGGCGGCGGCGGCGGCGGCGGCACCGCGCUGCUCAACAAGGAGAACAAAUUCCGGGACCGCUCCUUCAGCGAGAACGGCGAGCGCAGCCAGCACCUCCUGCACCUGCAGCAGCAGCAGCAGCAGCCGAAGGGCGGCGGCGGCGGCGGCGGCGGCUCCCAGAUCAACUCCACGCGCUACAAGACGGAGCUGUGCCGGCCCUUCGAGGAGAGCGGCACGUGCAAGUACGGCGAGAAGUGCCAGUUCGCCCACGGCUUCCACGAGCUGCGCAGCCUGACCCGCCACCCCAAGUACAAGACGGAGCUGUGCCGCACCUUCCACACCAUCGGCUUCUGCCCCUACGGGCCGCGCUGCCACUUCAUCCACAACGCGGACGAGCGGCGGCCUGCGCCCUCGGGGGGUGGCGGCGGCGGCGGCGCCUCCUCCGGGGGGGACCUGCGCACCUUCGGUGCCCGCGUUGGCGGCGAAGCGCUGGCCCUGGGCUUCCCCCGGGAGCCGCGGCCCAAGCUGCACCACAGCCUCAGCUUCUCGGGCUUCCCGUCGGGCCACCACCACCAGCCUCCCGGCGGCGGCGGCGGCGGCGGGGGCCUGGAGUCCUCGCAGCUGCUGCUGCUCGACAGCCCCACGUCCCGCACGCCGCCGCCGCCGCUGCCCUCCUGCUCCUCGGCCUCCUCCUCCUCCUGCUCCUCGUCCGCGUCCUCCUGCUCCUCCUCCACCUCCGCAGCCUCCACGCCCUCGGGCGCCCCGACGUGCUGUGCCUCCUCCGCCACGGCGGCUGCAGCGGCGGCGGCGGCCGCGCUCCUCUACGGUACGGGCGGCGCCGAAGACCUGCUGGCCCCCGGCGCCCCGUGCGCCGCCUGCUCGGCCGCCUCCUGCGCCAACAACGCCUUCGCCUUCGGCCCGGAGCUCACCAGCCUCAUCACGCCGCUCGCCAUCCAGACCCACAACUUCGCCGCCGUGGCCGCCGCCGCCUAUUACCGCUCCCAGCAGCAGCAGCAGCAGCAGCCGGGCCUGGUGCCCCCCGCGCAGCCGCCCAGCGCGCCCCUGCCCGCCGCCGCGCCCCCCUCCCCGCCCUUCAGCUACCAGCUGCCGCGCCGCCUGUCCGAGUCGCCCGUGUUCGACGCGCCCCCGAGCCCCCCGGACUCGCUGUCGGACCGCGACAGCUACCUGAGCGGCUCCCUGAGCUCCGGCAGCCUCAGUGGCUCCGAGUCCCCCAGCCUGGACCCCGGCCGUCGCCUGCCCAUCUUCAGCCGCCUUUCCAUCUCCGACGACUGA
Molecule: messenger RNA, 1602 nt
Organism: Pipistrellus nathusii (Nathusius's pipistrelle)
Lineage: Eukaryota; Metazoa; Chordata; Mammalia; Chiroptera; Vespertilionidae
Source: the annotation of a GenBank genome assembly